Messenger RNA from Plectropomus leopardus (leopard coralgrouper), 531 nucleotides. The record is from RefSeq and is a predicted model, not a curated record. Lineage: Eukaryota; Metazoa; Chordata; Actinopteri; Perciformes; Serranidae.
CAUGAGCCCGAAGACGUUGUUUGCGUUUUGCAUCGAGAUGCUUUGUUUCAGAGAAAGGUGUCACCCAAAAUUAAACCCUCGAUGUCUCCUCCUCCUUCGUCAGCCAAACUGGACACCGCCACAGACGUGAUCGCAGAGAAUCUGGGAAGGAAUUGGCGCAAACUGGGCCGCAAACUGGGUUUGACGGACGUGAAGCUGGAGUCCAUCUCCAGGAGGCAUCCCACCGAGCUGGAUGAAACGGUGAGGGAGCUGCUGAAGGAGUGGAGGAAGAGUCGAGGAGCCGAGGCUCGCGCGGAGGAGCUGAUAAAAGCUCUGAGAGCCUGCGAGUUCAACCUGACGGCCGAUAAAGUGGAGGACAGACUCGCAGGACGCUGAUGGAGAUUUACUCAUCAGAUGAACUUUAGGAAUUAAACUUUGAUCAACCUUCAAGAGAAGAGAUUCACUUUAAAGAGAGCUAUUCGCAGAUAUAUAAAAUUAUGCAAAAAAAUGAUCUUUUUAUUAAUAAAUCGACUUGCUGAAUGUCAGAAAACA